GUGAGAGACUGCCCUUUCAGAAUUCAGACCAAAGCACGUGAGACCUCUCUCUCACGUCGUCCGUUUUCCGAGGGUGUGUUAAAACUGGGGUCUCCUCACAGCAAAUCCGCUUCCCAUAGAUUUUUCUUUCUUUUGUGAUUUUCUUAAAGUUUCGUUUCUUCGUCAGGUGAAAAUCAAAGAGAAAAAACAAAACUUUAAACGUUUCGAUCCGCGUCAAGCGAUUUCCGCCAUGUCGAUGAUGACAACUGUCAAAGUGAGCAAUGUUUCUCUAGGAGCAACCGAUCGUGACCUCAAGGAGUUCUUUUCCUUCUCUGGCGACAUUCUCUACCUCGAGACCCUCAGCGAGACAGAACGGUCCAAAUUGGCUUAUGUCACUUUCAAGGAUCUACAAGGAGCUGAAACUGCUGUUCUUCUCUCGGGAGCAACGAUUGUUGAUUCUUCGGUCAUUGUCACUAUGGCUCCUGAUUACCAACUCUCUCCUGAGGCUUUAGCUUCCUUGGAGCCCAAGGAAAGCAGCAAGUCUCCCCGUGCAGGUGACUCCGUGUUGAGAAAAGCCGAAGAUGUUGUCAGCAGCAUGCUCGCAAAGGGCUUCAUUCUAGGCAAAGACGCAAUCGCCAAAGCCAAGAGCGUUGACGAGAAACACCAGCUUACAUCCACUGCAUCCGCCAAAGUCGCAUCUCUCGACAAGAAACUCGGUUUCACCGACAAGAUCAACACCGGAACGGUCGUGGUGGGUGAUAAAGUCAGGGAAGUUGAUCACAAGUACCAAGUCUCCGAGAAGACCAAAUCAGCGAUCGCUGCAGCUGAGCAGACGGUGAGCAACGCGGGGUCGGCUAUAAUGAAGAACCGGUAUGUUCUCACGGGUGCCACGUGGGUCACCGGAGCUUUCAACAAAGUGGCCAAGGCUGCUGAAGAAGUUGGACAAAAGGCCAAAGAGAAAGUUGGUAUGGCUGAGGAAGAAGACAAGAGGAAAGUGGUUGAUGAGUUUGCUAGAGUUCACUUGUCUGAAUCACCAAAGGCGCCAUCAUCUAAGGAUGAAGACGUACAUGAACCAAAACGCUCUGAAUCUCCUGAACCAAAAGAAUCUGAACAUCACGAGCCCCAGCAGCCGCAGCCGCAGCAGCAGCAACAGUCUCCUCCACCUGUGGCUCCGGCUCAACCUUGAGAUUUGCAGGCAAGUAAAGACUGAAGACAUUUGUGAUUCUUGUUGUGAACGGUAAUAUUUUGAACUAGUCUCUCCUGGAUUAUCGAAAAUGAAUAUCGAACUUCUUUAUUUAGUACCAAGACUUGCGUUCUUCUUGGAUUCAUGGUCGGUUUGGUACUUAGACUGAUAAAAAAUAUCAAUUUUGUCUUC
Molecule: messenger RNA, 1354 nt
Organism: Raphanus sativus (radish)
Lineage: Eukaryota; Viridiplantae; Streptophyta; Magnoliopsida; Brassicales; Brassicaceae
Product: binding partner of ACD11 1
Exons: 5
Coding region: 230-1165 (311 amino acids)
Molecular function (GO): RNA binding
Source: RefSeq, a predicted model, not a curated record